UAAUCUGAUUAUAUUAUUGGCCAAAGUUGCUAGUAAGGCCAGUCACUGGGAAACUUUACGAUGUCUGGAAUUUUCACCCUUUCAGACUCCCAUGUAGGGCGAAUUUACAACGAGCUGAAAGAGUUGGGUUACGGCGACACCGGCGAUGUAAAAGUGGAGGACGUCAGUAGAUUCGACAGCCUACACUACCACGGUGUGCAGGCGGUGGACGAGGCCAUCCAGCGGUUCAACAUAGGCAAAGACACUCGCGUGUUGGAUGUGGGGUCGGGGAUCGGAGGACCGGCGCGGUACCUGGCCUGGAAGACGGGAUGUCACGUGACUGCUCUUGAGCUUCAGCAUGACCAUCACGUGACCGGGGAGGUCCUGACGAAGAGAUGUAACCUGAGUGAGAGGGUCCGUCACGUGUGCGGGGACAUUAUGGACAUCGAUUUGGGACACGGCAGCUACGAUUUGGUGACCAGUUGGCUGGUGUUCUGUCACAUACCGGACAAGAAAAAGGUCAGCGAGCAAUGUCUGCAGCACCUGAAACCGGGUGGCAAGAUGCUUGUAGAAGAUCUGUUUGCACUGGGAGACUUAUCGGAUGUGUCAGAAGACAUUCGGGCCAACUACUUCGAUUUCAUCAAUAUCCAGGACUAUAAACAACAGAUAUCGGACGCAGGUUUUGCCAACGUCCAGGUGGAAGACCUAACAGCCGACUGGAAAGCCUACGUACAGGAGCGGCUGAAGGCCCACAUCUCGUCAGAGGAGCGCCACGUGCGCGUCCAUGGCCGGCCCACGUACCAGGCGCUGCACGACUUCUACAGCUCCAUCGUCAGGCUCUUCACUAGCGACCGUGUGGGGGGAGGCCGGAUCUCUGCUGCAAAACCGGCAUAACUUAGCAUAUAAUGCUUGUUCCCUUUAUCCGCGCGGGGAUAACCUUUAUCCGAUGUU
Molecule: messenger RNA, 930 nt
Organism: Branchiostoma floridae (Florida lancelet)
Lineage: Eukaryota; Metazoa; Chordata; Leptocardii; Amphioxiformes; Branchiostomatidae
Product: phosphoethanolamine N-methyltransferase 1-like
Exons: 6
Coding region: 61-873 (270 amino acids)
Source: RefSeq, a predicted model, not a curated record